Penicillium salamii is the source of this 1710-nucleotide messenger RNA. NCBI's taxonomy places the organism in Eukaryota, Fungi, Ascomycota, Eurotiomycetes, Eurotiales, Aspergillaceae. The record is from the annotation of a GenBank genome assembly.
AUGCUCCAGUUACCAACAGAGCUCAUUCAGCUCAUUCUCCUGCAUUGUGAAACUCCAGAUUUUUUCCAGGCUGCUCGAACAUGUCGUCGCUUACGUGACAUCGCCCACAACAGCCGAGAAGUCAUACUUCAUCGAUUGUACCACACUCCUGGGUUUUUCGAUCAUGAACUCAAUACCCUCACUACGAGGAAUCUCUACAUCACACUCAAGGCCCGGUCAAAUAGCCUGUUAGAUGGGGUCGAGUACCGGGCUGACUUGACAUCCUAUGGCUUCCCCAAAGUCCUGGACAAUCGUGCAUCGGCCUUUGAGUCAACCAGAGAGAGCACUCGGGCAUUGCUGGUCUUCAAAAAGGACAGCACAGUCUAUCUGGUGAAGAUGCAGGAUGGGAAGUUGAUUCGAGAAGCGAAAUGGAGAUCCCCCGGACAGGACACGGGAGAGGUCGAAAUCUUCCAGACGGCCUUUGAUGGACUCCAUGGCAUCUACGUGCUCCAUCGACACAAGCCAUUCCCAGAUCAAGAGCUGGACCCCCACCAUCCAUUUGUUCAGCAAGCUGCCGAGUCGGCCAUCAACGGAGGCAUCUACCUGGCCUACCAUGACUUGGACACAGAAGAAACAACAGUGCGCAUGUCCGCUUUCCCUGAUCACCAGGGAUACACCCCGCUAGCACUAUCGGUGAUGGGGAAAAAGUUUGCCAUCUCCUGGCAAAAUACACAAGAUCCCGAGGACCACCCCGUCGUUCUGUAUGAGUUGAACGAUGAUGAGAGCGAUAGUGACGAUACGAGUGACGACGAGAGCGAGGAUGAAGAUACGGAAAUGCAGCAAGAUGACAAAAUCACCUAUGCUUCUUACCGCAGAUACGAUCUUGGCAGACCCCAAUUAGGGCCGGCAGUGAGGUUGACAUUCAAUGACCGGGGCUACCAGCUACUGUGCCACUGCCGGGGUCAAACUCUGCAUGGCUCCUACAGAGUACUCUGGGAUAUCUAUCGACGAGGCUCAGACAGGUCAUAUCUUGCCAAUCGAUGCAAUGUCACGUUCGAAUGCAAUGUCACGUUCGAAUGCAAUGUCACGUUCCAAUACAGACCCAGUCACACACCAAGUCUCAGUCUCUCCUUCACCAUCGGCAUCCCAUUCUUCGCUACCCAUGAAAGGGGCGACCUUGCCCAUGGAAUCUCUUGUCAUUGGCAGUACCUCGCGUUUGGAACGGCAACGCAUCGAGUCGAGAACUGGACCGUGGCAUGUCUGCUGAGAUCCGAGGCGUUUACUCGCCGGCGAUGUACCCAUGUCCUCAAUCUAGACCGGGGAAGACGCUUUGACACUUGGAAGGUCAUGGCGCAGCUCGGCGGGUUUGAGCAAUCGACAACCUCGCAAGGAUCCCAAGUGGCUGCGUCACGAUGUGGGACUCGAAUCGCCGUUGCGAAUUGGAAUACCCUCUAUGUCUGGGCUCUGAACCCUGUCGAAUUGCUUGAUACUGAAAGCGAGUUCUACCCACCGUCAUGGAUGUCAUCUUCAUCCUCAGAAACCCCUCUACUCCGACCUGUGAUCCUCCAACUAGGAGCAGUCUGUUCCCAGCUGCGAUUUACUGAAAAGGAAUCUGAACUGAUUGCAAUCACGGAUCGUGGAGUGAUGCAUAUCAACCUCAACUCCAGUGGCCCGGGCAAACGAAACAACCUAUCUGGACAGGAGAUCAUAUGUAGCGAGAAGCAGAAUUGA